CAGUCUGACAGACAGGCGGAGCGGCGCGCUGUUUUUACGCAUAGCCUCCAGUCCCGCGAGGCGCCGUGGACGUCGUUUAGUGGCCGUGUCGCGCACUCAACGAGAGGACGCCGGAGCGCUCCGCUCUCUGAAAGCUGGGAUAUCUGAGUUUAAAGUAAAAAAAAAAAAAAGACAACUUAAAACUGUGACUUGUUUGGAGACGCGGACCGAUUUGACGCAUGGACAUUUUGAGCCUAAGAGAGAUAUUUUGAAGCACAUGUCAGCUUUUUCCCCCCCACUUUGAACCUCGGUCUGAUCCGAGACCAGCUGAUAUGUGAAAGAAGAAGACGACGUCGUCCCCGUGUCUGGUCCCCACGUGAAGGGAGCGCGCGAAGAAGCCUCGGCUCGGACGUAUCGACCUUGACUUUAAAGAGACGCACAACACGUUGAGAGAAAGUUCCCGCGUUGUUAUUUACACAUUAACCAUAGGAGCUGUUUGGAGGCAAGACUGAACAGGUUACUGGAGGUGCUGGGACGCCGCGUGGAGCGCAGGAUUUUGGCCGCGUAGAAACGGAGGAGGUGGCGCCUCUCGCUGUUAAAGUCCAUGGAUUCUUCACGCUCGCCUCAGCCUCAGAGGAGACAGCCUGCUCGAAACACUCGCAAGUUGCCGUGACAGCGAGGCGCAGAACAUGACGCACCGCAGCGUAUGGAUCGGCCGAGCCACGCGCGUCGCCCCGCGCGGACGACGCGGCGCUCCUGUCCCCGGUGCGCACUGGGAGCCGAGCGUGGCGCACGGAGCAGCGGGUGGGACCAGAUGGAGGCUGUGGAGGCAGGAGGGCACGGCAGUGAUGUCGGCAGAGACCAAGGUGCUGCUGUGGGUGCUCCUCUCUCUGCUGCCCCUGGUGGACGGAGCUCACGUGAAGGCCGGGGCCGGUGCAGCCCGUGUGGGAUCCGAGCCGGGCCGCGCCGUGGGCCUGCUGGGAGGUCCGGAGGAGAGAGAGCCUCCGGUGGCGCUGCCGGAGGUGGUGGAGGACGAGGAGCAGGAGGGCGACGGCGACCCUUACUCCACUUGGCACGCUUUCUAUGACCCCUUUGUGAUGGAAGAGGUGCAUGAUCCCAGUAGCCGCUGGGCGGGACGCUCGCCGCGCUCCUCUGACCCCACGGAACCUCAGCCCAAGGGAUCGCCGAAGAAAAAGAAGAAGAGGAAGAGGAAAGAAAAGGAGGAAGAGGCGGCGAGAAGAGAUAACAGGGGCAGCGGUAAAAGCAGGCCAAAGCAGAGCAGCAGGGACUGCCGCGUGGAGAAGAGGGAGAUGAGGGUCCGGGACCUGGGCCUGGGCUUUGACUCGGACGAGAUCGUCCUCUUUAAGUUCUGCGUGGGCUCGUGCCAGUCGUCCCGGACCAACUACGACCUGGCGCUGAAGACGCUGCUGGAGAACGGCUCGCUGCCGCGGCGCAGGGUCAGCAGCCACCCCUGCUGCCGGCCCGACCGCUACGAGUCCGUCUCCUUCAUGGACGCCCAGACCACGUGGAGGACCAUCCAGUCGCUGUCAGCUGCCAGCUGCAUGUGCAUGGGCUGACGGAACGGAGGCCGGUAGCGCUUCCAAGAGGCUCAGGGGGCGAGGACGCUCCCGAGGGCGAGCUGUCACUGGGCCCCGGAGCAGAGGGCGGCUUCCUGUGGCGCGAUUCUAGUUCUGGAACAAGAGUGCGGAUGUCAAAAUAAGAGCGUGAGGGGAUUUAUCCCUCAUCAGAGGAAGAAGUGCUACAUGUAACCAACAGACCAGCUGUUAAUCGCAGAGAUUUGAUUUGACUUAAAGGCUGAAGCUGAAGAGAAGACACAGUCAGGGGCUGACGCUGCAUCAUGCUCCGACUCAGACCACGUUCGCUAUUACUCACAGUGAAGCCAGCUCCUAAUAAAAGCUCAGUAUAGUUUUUUUUUUUACACACAAACAGGGACAUUGCAUUGAAUUGUGAACUCAGCCAAAUGGAUGCCAUGCAUCUUCAUGUAUUACUGUAUAAAAGUAAAAGAUAUUUAUUUCUGAUAAAUUAUUUAUUUAUUAUAGCUUCAUAUGAGAGCUGAUUUUAUGAACCCAUUCAUGUAUAUAGAUAUCUAUUUAUUUCCCAGGUUCAAAUUUCAUGUUGGCAGUUACUUCCUCUCACAUACGGUUGAUGUUUUCUUUUGAAGGUGCUUCUUCUCACACUUAUUACACCUCAUGCCGUAAACCUGGGCUUAGGUGGCUGAUUAGGAAGGAAUCAAUAACAAGGAUUCCUCAUUUGUUGUUGGUAUUUAAUUAAGAAAAAAAAAACUCAGCUUCUCUGUUCAGUCUUAACACAAACGUGUGAUAGAAAAGCAAAUGUACCUGUACUGAAAUGCUGUGGUGGUGUGAUUUACAUGUAUCACCUCGCAGGCUUGUGUCUAGCAGCAGAUCCCUAGUUUGAUGGUUAAUUCUGCGUGAUGAUAUUAGCUUUUCCUCAUUGAAUCAGAAGGUCAGUUUUGAAUGUCCAUGGUGUGUGUGAGUGUCUCAUAGUAUAUAAUCAAGCAACAGAAACAUUUCAGGACCUCAACAUUUCUUAUUAAAAGUGAUUGAAUACGUGUACCAU
Betta splendens (Siamese fighting fish) is the source of this 2577-nucleotide messenger RNA. Its product is annotated as artemin. The transcript is spliced from 5 exons. Lineage: Eukaryota; Metazoa; Chordata; Actinopteri; Anabantiformes; Osphronemidae. The coding region runs from base 669 to 1556 and encodes 295 amino acids. The record is from RefSeq and is a predicted model, not a curated record. Gene Ontology annotation, molecular function: receptor tyrosine kinase binding; glial cell-derived neurotrophic factor receptor binding; growth factor activity.